GCGCCGCUAUAAAAUCAAAUCACCGAACCCCCGGCUGCUUUUACUCUCUGUUGGGCCUUUUGUGAGUUUAUCACUCAACUUUUAGAACAUGUUUGUCCUCCACACGAGUCUCUGUGACACGUCCAUGUUUGUAUCGCUGCGUCGCCGCUAACCGGCGUUAUUUAACGGGGAAAACAGGACCGGAAGCUGCCCUUCCAGCCAUAAUAGUACUGUUAAGUGCGUAGUAAGCAUCAUCCAGCAACUGCUUCUAUCUUUAACAAGUCCGCUGUUGAAGAGUCGCCCUCUUUUUCGGAAGUUGUGCUGAAGAAGGAGCAGCACCUCCUCAGCGAUCAUGUCCAGACGGAGCCUCCGGCUGGAUGAAGGCCUGUUGGACCGAAGUAUUCCUCGUGGCAGCGCCUCCUUCAGUGUGGGAGGAGCCAGCUGGAGGAGCAACAGGUCGUCCCGUCGCUCUCAUCUCUCGGCCUCCUGCUCCGAGUCUCUCCUCGUCGGUUCUCCUCGUCGAGCGCUGGUCCCGCCGCUCCUCAGCAGCAGCGUUGCCUCUGACGCCUCCUUGCUGUCGUCUCUACUGGACGACUCCGUGCAGGAGUCCACGCUGGUCGACACCUUCUGGGGCUUGGACCAGGAGUUUGAUUCCAAAGACGCCACGGUGCUACUGAACCAGCGCCCUGUGGACGCUGUCCUCCGAUGUCCCAAACAUCUGCUUCACUCUCACGGCCCGCUUCACUGUGGACAAUGUGAGCUGCAGGCCGCCGGCGCUGAGGCCUCGACCAUCUACGGCCGGGACCGCAGCCGCAGGAGCACGGCGGAUGUGCUGCAGAUGUGGCUCCGCCCCUUCAGGCUGUGUGUCAGCAGAGCUGCAGCCGGCUGUGGGCGUGUCCUCGCGCACACCUGGCAGGUGUGUGAGGAGCUGUUCUCACAGGACGGACACGGAGCUGCACCCGGUCUCUGUGGAGUCAUGGACCUGAAGGAGUCCACCUCCACCCAGAAGGAGCUCCAUCCAGACGGAUCCCUGUGUGAGUCUUCAGGGACCAAAGCUGGUCCACUCGUCUGUCCUUUUGAUGUCUGUCUUCUCUUGUUGUCUCCGGGUGUCUCUUCAGGUGAUUCAGCAGGUGACCGGAGGAGGACCAACAGGCGAUGGAGUCACAUGACCUCCAGCUUCCUCCUGACUGGGUCUGCUGUGCUCCUCCUGCUGCUCCUCAGCCUGUGUUGGUUUGGUCCGGCUCUGCAGUCUGUCAAUGUCACCGAGUGGACCCACAGCCCCCCAGCAGGGGGCGCCGGGCAGUCGGGGGAGGUGCUUACCGACAGCAGAGAGGAGCUGAUUGAGCGGGAGGCGUCUUUAAGGUCGGUGGGGGACGUCUCGCCGGGGGACGUCUCGCCGGGGGACGGCUCGGUCCGGCUGCUCCGGCUGGAGGAGGGUCUGGUGGCGCUGGGGGAGCGGGUGGAGGCCGGCGGGCGGGAGGCGGAGCGGCGGCAUGAGGAGGUGCUGCAGCUGUACGAGGAGCUCCGGCUGCUGGUCUCAGAUCAGAGCCGCAGAGAGGAGGCGGAGCCAUGGAUGAGGAACCUGAUGGAGCAGAAGUUAGAGCAGCUCAGCAGAGGACUGGAGGACAGGCGGCAGACGGAGAAGUCGCUGCAGAAAGAUUCACUUCAGAGUCAGAAGACUCGUCUGGAUGAGCUGGAGCUUAAGCUACAGGAGGAGCAGUGGAGACGAGAAGCAGACUCCUCCUCCUCCUCAUCAUCUUCCUCAUCACUAGCUGCAGAUGGCAUGUCCCAUGAUGCAUUGCUGUCAGAGGUUGCUCAGCUGGCGGCGGCGCUGCAGGACGUCCGGCGCCAUGUGGAAGGUCUCUCUGGCUGUGAGGAGAGCUGCAGACGCCUCGACGGGAUCCAGCAGGCGAUCUCUGCUCAGGUCCGUGAGGAGGUCCGGCUUCUGUUCUACGGCAACCAGCUGUCGGUGGUUGACGGGGCCCCCCCCCCCGAAGAAGGGCCCGCCCUCCAGGAGCCGCUGGUCCAGCGCUACGUGAGCACAGACGACCUGCAGGCGGCGCUGCUCGCCCUGGAGCUCCGCCUCCUGCAGAACGUCAGCCGGCAGCUGGAGGGGCAUCGAGGGGGCGAAGACUCCGCCCUGACCCCGGAGGACGUCGAGGACAUCGUGGCCGACGCCCUGCGUCUCUUCUCUCAGGACAGAACCGGCCUGGCCGACUUUGCUCUGGAGUCUGGAGGCGGCAGCAUCCUGACCGCUCGCUGCUCUGAGACCUUCCAGACCAAGGCGGCGCUGCUCAGCCUGUUCGGACUUCCUCUGUGGUAUUUCUCCCAGUCUCCUCGGGCCGUGAUCCAGCCAGAUGUCCAUCCAGGGAACUGCUGGGCCUUCAGAGGCUCCAAAGGGUUCCUGGUGAUCAGGCUCUCCAUGAAGAUUCUCCCCACAGCAUUCUCCAUGGAGCACAUCGACAGAGCCUUGACCCCCAGCGGGAGCCUGGAGAGCGCCCCGAGGGACUUCACCGUCUACGGCCUGAAGGAGGAAGAAGAAGAUAAAGAGAAGAAGCUUCUUGGCUCCUUCACCUUUGACUCUGAGGGAGAACCUCUACAGACGUACCACGUCACUGAGGAGAACCACGAGGCCUUCCAGCUCAUCGAGGUCCAGGUCUUGUCUAACUGGGGCCACCAGGAGUACACCUGCAUGUACCGCUUCAGAGUGCACGGCACACCGCGCCCCACGUGAGCCCCGCCUCCUCCAGGGGGCGGAGUCUACAGAGACCACGACGCAUGACGCUUCUGUCAAUAGUUGAUAUUUUAAAACGUCUUCCAGGUCUGCUGAGGCUCCUCCUCUUAUUGCAGUCAGAUGUUGUUCCUCAACAAAACGGACCAAACGUCUCCUCGGCGAAGAUGAGGUGACGUUUUUUUCCCUUUAAGGAAUUCGAAAAGGAAACUUUUUUAAUAUAAAAGAAAUUGGGGUUCAAACGUUUAGUUUAAUUAGUUUUUCUUUGCAGAAGAUGAAAGUAAAAUUCUUUCCCGCUAACGGACUCGUGAUCUUCGUUGUCAUGACAACAACCUUAAGCCUUAAGAUUCCAUGUUUAUUUAUUUGUGUCUUGUAUUUUUAUUACGGCCUGUC
Messenger RNA from Pungitius pungitius (ninespine stickleback), 3103 nucleotides. RefSeq names its product SUN domain-containing protein 2-like. Gene Ontology annotation, cellular component: nuclear envelope; meiotic nuclear membrane microtubule tethering complex. The transcript has 20 exons. The record is from RefSeq and is a predicted model, not a curated record. Gene Ontology annotation, molecular function: protein-membrane adaptor activity. Lineage: Eukaryota; Metazoa; Chordata; Actinopteri; Perciformes; Gasterosteidae. The coding region runs from base 332 to 2713 and encodes 793 amino acids.